GCGAGUGCCCCGGCGAGGAUGCUGCUUAGGACCCUGUUCUGCGGAUGCAUGGGCAGGGACAAGGAGGACGUCAUUCCGGACGAGCGGGCGCGGUUGUUGGGCGGGAUGGGCGUAGACGCGGGCGGGGGUGGGAGCCAGGGCGUCGGUGCGUCUGUCGUCGACGAGCAGAAGCUGCGCCAGACGAUGGAGGGCAUCGUGCGCAGCGCCAGCAGCAAAAUGGUGAACGUGUACGCCCGCAAGCCGUUCACGCUCACCGCCAUCGUGACGCCGCUGCCCAGCCGGCCGGCCAGCCCCGACAUCCCGCAGUCCGCGCGCCAACGGCAGCCUGAGUGCGCCACGUGCCACGCCGAGUCCGAGCCCGCCGAUGCCGACGCGCCCCCCGGCCCGUCCCCGCGGCACCGCAGGAACACGUACACGGUCCUGACGAUCGCGCCCGCGCAGACCGCGCUGCGCUGGGAGGACGCGCACGCGCACGCGGCGGACGCGGAUCCGCUGGCCGACAUGCACCCGAUCUCGCUGCUGGCGCAGUGGCCGCCGGGCCGCGCGUCCCGCUCGUCGUCGCUGCGCCGCCACGCGCGCGGGCCGAGCUGCGGGUCCGAGUUCGUGCGCGGCGCGCCGGCGCCCCCGGGCAGCCCGCUGCCGCGCGCGGGGUUCGAUGGGGUGCCCGACGCGGAGGAGGAGGAGGACGAUGGCAGCGAUGGCGAGCGUGUGGCACUCGACGGCGGGGUGCAGGAGGCGGGACAGGCGGGGCAGGAGGGGGAUCUGGGAUGCGUGUGUCGCGAGACACAACAGACGCCGCCGAUGGAGGAGGACGCCAACGCGCUGCGCCUGGUGUAUUCCUGGCCGCGUGACACUGCAGAGUAG
Mycena indigotica is the source of this 864-nucleotide messenger RNA. RefSeq lists its product as uncharacterized. Lineage: Eukaryota; Fungi; Basidiomycota; Agaricomycetes; Agaricales; Mycenaceae. The transcript is spliced from 5 exons. The coding region runs from base 19 to 864 and encodes 281 amino acids. The record is from RefSeq and is a predicted model, not a curated record.